CACAUUUGAUUUCCUUCCCUCUCUCUGCCCGAAAAUCUUCCACCUCCCCUCGCCUCGAUCGACCCAGCGACCUCGUCGUCGUCACCGCCACCAACCAGUUCCCCCUCGCCGACGCAACCACCCCCCCGUGCGCCGAGAGCCCCGGAUCAGAUCCCCACCGCCCAGCCCAGCCCAGCGCUCGCCCAUUCUUGGAUCCCGUCCCGGGCCGCGCGGAGCCGGCUUGACGGGGUCCAGGCGACGGCGGUGCCCGCCCCCGCUCCCGCGGGCCAUUGCCGCUCCGCAUUGGGGCGCGCGCGCGGAGAUCUGAGGCCGGCCGGGGGCGGGGAUGGGGCACAGGUGGGCCCCGGGGAUCUGCGCGGUGGCGCUGCUCUGGCUCGCCGCGGCCGCCGCCGGAGAUCCCGAUCCCGACGAGCUCGAGCGCGCGUUUCCGAUUGUGGAGCCAGAUUAUGGCCACACUAAACUCCGUCUGUCAGAACAAGGUCUUGAGGCCAUUCGGAGGAUCGAAAAUCCUAUCGCUAUUGUUGGUGUCAUUGGUCCAUAUCGAUCUGGAAAGUCUUUCCUUCUGAACCAACUUCUCUCCUUAUCAUGUGAUAAAGGUUUUGGAGUUGGUCAUAUGCGGGAUACUAAAACUAAAGGUAUAUGGAUUUGGGGUAAACCUGUUGAGAUGGAUGUUGAUGGCACCAAAGUAUCUGUCCUUUAUCUCGACACAGAAGGAUUUGAGAGUGUUGGGAAGUCCAAUGUAUACGACGAUAGGAUAUUUGCUUUGGCGACAGUCUUAAGUUCUGUGCUUAUCUAUAACCUUCCUGAGACGGUGCGUGAAGCUGAUAUAUCGAGGCUCUCAUUUGCUGUUGAAAUAGCUGAAGAAUUCUAUGGAAGAGUGAAGGGAGAAGAGAUUGCUUUUGAGCCGGCAAAGCUUCUCUGGCUUAUCCAGAGGGAUUUCCUGCAAGGAAAAUCAGUUCAGCAAAUGGUCAAUGAAGCCCUCCAACGGGUGCCUAAUGAUAAUGGAAACAAAUAUAUUGACGAGGUCAAUCAAAUCAGAGAUUCGUUGGCAGUUAUGGGAAACAACAGCACUGCUUUUAGCUUGCCCCAGCCUCAUCUACAAAGAACAAAGCUAUGCGACAUGGAGGACAAAGAGCUUGAGCCGUUAUACGUUUCAAGGCGAGAGCAAUUGAAGCAGGUUGUUGGAUCCAUCAUUAAACCUAAAUUUGUGCAGGGAAAAACUCUGAAUGGAAAGGAAUUUGUGUCCUUUCUGCAGCAGAUACUUGAAGCUUUGAAUAAAGGAGAGAUUCCAUCAACGGGAUCUCUUGUUGAAAUUUUCAACAAGGCUAUUCUUGAACGCUGUCUGAAGGUAUAUAAGGAAAAACUUGAGGGCUUACGUCUACCUGUACCAGUAGAGAAACUGCAGCAAAUUCAUGAGGUGGCGAAUGGCGAAGCCAAAUUGCUGUUUGAUAAACAGCACUUUGGUAAGCAUCAUGCUGUACAGUCAAUCCUCAAGCUUGAAGAUGAGAUUACAAAGGUGUACAAAAACUUCCUUCUAGCUAAUGAGUAUCAAUCGUCCAAGCUUUGCGAAGCACGUUUCUCGGAAUGUGAAGAUCAAAUGGAUCACCUUCAAGUCUUGAAACUUCCUUCCAUGGCAAAGUUCAAUGCAGGUUUUUUUUACUGCAAUCGGACUUUUGUAAUGGAAUGUGUGGGGCCUGCGAAGGAAAGAUAUGAUCAUAGGAUGUCAAAGAUGCUCCUCAAAUCUCGUGCUCUUUUCAUCAAGGAGUACAAUAACAAGCUCUUCAAUUGGUUGGUGACCUUCGCUCUGGUCAUGGUCGUGCUUGGGCGCUUUGUGAUCAAGUUCUUUCUACUUGAAAUUGCUGCAUGGGUAAUGUUUAUCUUCCUGGAGACAUAUACAAGAAUGUUCUGGUCAGCAGAAUCGCUGUACUAUAAUCCAGCUUGGCACAUAAUCGUUUCAUCCUGGGAAACCAUCGUGUACAGUCCACUUCUCGAUCUGGACAGAUGGGCGAUCCCCAUAGCCUUGUUGCUAUUAUUUUGGCUUUUUUACUGGCGUUGCUUUGCUAGAAGGAAACGUGGCAGCCGCUCGGUGCUGCCACUGUACAAGAACUCUCACAAGAACUCGAGUCGCCCUAGAUCAGACUGAUCACAUACAUGGGUUUGUUUCAGCAAUGGAGGUACAAAAUAUCACCCCCGAAAAGAGAUAGAAGAACAAGAGGAUAGAAUUGUGUCUUUGAUACAUGUGGUUGGAUGGGCUUUCUUUUGACGACGGUCGCCGCAACCCCUGUGCUGCGUCUCUGGAGUCGUUUUGGCUGAUGAAGAGAUGGGAGUUCUGGCGUCUGGUGCUUGCGCUUAGCGUUUGUUGUAACAUGAAUAUGUUUAUGAGCUUUAUGUAGCCUAGGAUUUUCUUACGAGGCACGGCCUCAUUCAUUGUUUAUUGUUCGCUUUGCGAAGAAACCUCAUAUAUGAACUGGUUUUGUUAAGCCAUAGUGGGCAUAAUUUCUGAA
This is a messenger RNA of Triticum aestivum (bread wheat), 2504 nucleotides long. RefSeq names its product guanylate-binding protein 4. Lineage: Eukaryota; Viridiplantae; Streptophyta; Magnoliopsida; Poales; Poaceae. The transcript has 17 exons. The coding region runs from base 326 to 2143 and encodes 605 amino acids. The record is from RefSeq and is a predicted model, not a curated record. Gene Ontology annotation, molecular function: GTP binding; GTPase activity.